UAAAGCUCAAGGGUUUUAGCUUCCUAACAAGAGGUUUUGCACACUAAUUCAAAACUACGGCCUUUGAUCUCAAUUCGCGGAUUCCUGAAUCACAGAAACGAUUUCUUCGGCAAAUGUGUGAAGAGAUUGAAAUUGUCCGAUGCUGGUAUCUUCAAUUAGGUCAGCAUCUCGCCUAAAUCUCUCCAGAUACCUCCAAUUUAUUCGAUUGCAAUCAGUUCCGUCGGUGGCUCAUUCCACUCCUUAUUUUUCGGAUUCUGGCUCCGAGGAGCUGAAUUCCAGCUCGAAAAAUGAUGUUACUGUAACAAAUCACGGCGGGAAUGAGAAUUGUUUGGGAUUCAGUUCACGUGAUGUCGUUCAGAUUCUGCAGAAUAUGCAAUCGGAACCGGAUUAUGCGUUAUCCUUUUUUAACCAGCUCAGGGAGAGGGGAUUUCAGCACGAUACUGGAAGUUAUUUGGCUAUGAUCAAGUUACUCUGCAAUUGCCGCUUGGACCGAAAAUUGGAGUGUUUGUUUAAGGGUGUUGUGAAAUUGAAAGGGGGGAAUUUGUGUUUUGAGGUGUCGGAGUUGUUGGAUGCAAUUGGUGAGGAGGUGAAGGCUGCUGGUGGGUGUAGCUCCCUGAUUCGGGCAUUUGAUGCCAUGGUUAAGAGUUACGCUGGUUUAGAAAUGUUCGAUGAGGCGAUUGAGACUCUGUUUGCGACUAGACAGCACGGUGUUUGGCCGUGUGUGUCGUCGUGUAACUUUUUGAUGAAUAGGUUAGUUGGGUGUGGGAAAGUGGACACGGCUGUUGCUAUCUAUAGACAGCUGAAGAAUAUUGAGGUGGAGCCGAAUGUAUUUACUUUUGGGAUUGUAGUUAAGGCGUAUUGUCGAAUGGGAAGUUUGGGAGAAGCUGCGGAGGUGUUUCUGGAGAUGGAGGAGGCUGGGGUGGUGCCUAAUUGUUUUACCUAUACAGCUUAUCUUAAAGCACUCUGCAGUCAUGGCAGGUCAGAAUUAGCGUAUCAGUUUUUACAAGCUUGGGAUGCCAAAGGUGUCCCUGUGGAUGCUUAUGCUUAUGCUAUUGUAAUUCAAGGCUUUGUUAGUGAGAAGAAUCUGAAAGUGGCGGAAAUGGUAUUACUUGACAUGGAGGAAAAUGCGAUAGUGCCAAGCAAAGUUAGCUAUCACACUUUAAUCCGGGGGUAUUGUGAUUCUGGGGAUAUAGUUCGAGCCUUGGGUAUCCAUGAUGAGAUGGAGAAAAAGGGUUUCAGAACUAAUUGCUGGAUACUCUCUUCGAUUCUUCAGUGCUUGUGCCUGAAAGGCAUGUAUUCUGAAGCAAUAAACCGGUUUAUUAACUCUAAGAAGCUGGGAAUCUUUCUCGAUGAAGUCAUUUAUAAUGUUGUUAUUGAUGCUUUAUGCAAAAUGGGCAAGUUAGAUGAUGCAAAAAGAUUGUUUGAUGAGAUGAAGCAUAAGAAACUCAUACCAGAUAUUGUGCAUUAUACGACAUUGAUAAAUGGUCACUGUCUAAAUGGAAAUAUUUUUGAUGCUGUGCGUUUAUUUGUGGAAAUGAACCAAAGCGGCCUUAGAGCUGAUAUUGUUACUUAUAAUGUCCUUGCUGGUGGGUUGUCUAGAGAGGGACUGCUGGAUGAGGUGUGUUCACUGCUUGAAGCGAUGAAUGAGCAAGGCUUGACUCCCAGCAGAGUCACGCACAACAUGAUUAUUGAAGGCCUUUGCUUAGCGAGGAGAGUGAAAGAAGCUGAAACAUAUUUCAUGAAUCUGGGAGAAAAGAGCAUAGAAAAUUCUUCUUCCUUGGUGAAUGGUUACUGCAAAUCAGGCAAGGCAAUCGAGGGCUUUAAACUUUUUUAUAAAUUGUUUAACAUAGGUAUACUUAUAAGUAGGAAUUCAUGUGCAGCACUUAUUAACAGCCUUUGUGUCGAAAAGGAAUAUAAAAGAGCUAUUGGAGUUUUUCAGGUUAUGCUUUCUACUAAUGAUGGCCCUAAUAAAUCGAUGUGCAUCAAUAUUAUAGCUGCUCUUUGCCGCGCUAGAGACAUGGAAAAUGCCCGAUGGGCAUUUGACCAAAUGGUCGGUAGGGGAUUAACUCCCGAUGCAGUUAUCUACACCAUUAUUAUGAAUGGAUAUUGUCGAGUGAACCGCUUGCAGGAAGCCUUUGAUCUUUUAAGUGAUAUGAAGGCAAGGGGCAUGAAUCCUGACAUUAUAACUUAUACGGUAUUGGCUGAUGGGCAUCACAAAACAAGUCUGAAAGAAACUCGAUCUAAGAAAUGUUUAGAAGGAAACGAGAUGGUAAAACAGGAAGCUUCAACCUUGUUGUGUGAUGUGAAGGAGAUGGGAUUAAAGCCUGAUGUCAUUUGCUACACAGCACUGAUUGACAGUCAUUGCAAGUCAGGGAACCUUCAUGAUGCUGAUUCCCUUUUCAAUCAAUUGAUUGAACAUGGUUUACUACCUGAUACCGUUGCAUACACAGCCCUCAUUUCUGGUUAUUGCAAGCAGGGAAAUAUGGGCAAGGUUUCAACUCUUGUGAAUGAGAUGUUAUCCAACGGAAUGCGACCAGAUGACCGCAUUAUGGCAACUUUGUAUGAUGGUAUCAUGAAAGCAGAAACUGCAGUUUCGGCGGAAAAUUUUCCCAAAUUCCCCUUGGAUACUUUACUCGGAUGGACUCUCAUGAGCUGCAGAAUGAGCUAGUGGUGUAUUUAACAUAAGAUUGUAUGUUCUUAUUUCAUAGUACUAUUUUAACAACUCAGAGGUUGUUUGACUGAGCUUCUAAGCUCCUUAAAACACUCGAGAAGUAUAAGCUCCUGAACUACAUAUACGCUUUGAAAAUAGGUGCGACUUGAUUUGACAUUUUUCUGUGCUUAGGUUUAUCAGGAAAUAUUAUGAUUCCUACUCGGUGAAUGCUUCAGGGAUAUUUAUCCUGUAGGAAAAAGUAAUCACAAGCUUGGUCUAGCUAUGCUACAACUGCAUGUGCUGGCAUUAAAGGUCCAGAGUAGCAGUAAUAGCACCUUCUCCAUCCAUCCCUAUCGCAUAUCGGUCGAUUAGAAGUAUUUGUCUAUGGCUUCUAAAUGUGGUAUAUGUGUCAGGAAACCUUGGUACUGGGAUAACCCAAGAUCUGGGAACAUUAUUCCAGGCAUCCGGCUAUUGAUUUUAUCGGAAUAUACUUGCCUCACUCUGUCUCAGGUAAUCCUUUUUGAACUUCAGACAACACGCUUAAAUUAGCAUCAUAACGCACCUGCUCCGAUGAAAUAAAGUCCAUGUACUGAUGUACAUUAUCUGACUCUUCUCAAUUUCUUCAAUAUCUGACUCUUCUCAAUUUCUUCAAGAAAUUAUUACUGUGGUGGUCCUUUUGUUAUUUGGCUCGUAGAUCAAUUGUUUCCAGAAAGUCCCUUCAAGUGUCGAUUAGCACCACAGAUAGUUCUCAUGAUUUCACUGUCUUAUAAACCUGUUUUUCUAAAGAUGGAUAUAAACAAGUUUAAAUGAAUAAUAUCUAAAUAAUUGUCACACUACACUUGUAUUUCUUCUGAUUCAGAUCUAUUGUAAUUUUACCUACUGGACUUGAUCAGAGAAAUUGCGCAAAUUUGUGCUAUGUAGAUUCGGCUUCAAGUACGAUUCAUCAAUUCUAUUCUAGAUAUUCCAAUCCAUUUCAGCAUGGAAGUUUCAAAGAACAGCUUUUGGAAACAGAAAUUCCUACAAAUUCAGUAUCUCUGUACUGCCACUAACGUCGUGAUAUCUCCAGGGGCGUGGAGAGUUGCUUUAACGCGUGCUUUGAUGAGUUUGGAUCGAAGAAAAGAAGGCGGGCGUACCCCUUCUCCUUCUCCGGCAACGUAUAAGAGUUUCCUCCUCUUGUUGGGCAAUGGUAGAUGUAUCGCAUUUCUUUUAGAAUGUAAUUCCCUUCCUGUUUGUUACCAUUCAUGUAUAUACCUAACAUUUUUAUAUUUUGAAUCUUAUAUGUUUUGUGUA
Molecule: messenger RNA, 3940 nt
Organism: Salvia splendens (bonfire salvia)
Lineage: Eukaryota; Viridiplantae; Streptophyta; Magnoliopsida; Lamiales; Lamiaceae
Product: pentatricopeptide repeat-containing protein At2g26790, mitochondrial
Exons: 4
Coding region: 140-2668 (842 amino acids)
Molecular function (GO): mRNA binding; protein binding
Source: RefSeq, a predicted model, not a curated record